AUGGCCGUUACUAAAUACAGAUCAAAAGAGGAAACCAAAGUUAAAAAUCCAAAAAAUGACAAGAAUAGUGCUAAACGAAGCAAAUUUCGAAAACCAGGCUUCGUAAAGAAACAUGCAGAAAAGAAGCCAGCCACGAUUAGCGAAAAGGAAAAAAAUAAAAAAUUGGUUGAACCAGAAAGCGAAUUGGAGAGUGAGUCGGAAAGUGAAAGCAGUUUAAGUGAGAGUUCGAGCGAGAGUUCAAGUGAUAGUUCCAGCGACAGUUCUAGUGACAGCUCCAGUGAGAGUUCCAGUGACAGCUCCAGCGACAGCGACAGUGACAGUGACAACGACAGUUCCAGUGAUGAUUCUGAUAGUACGAGUUCGGAAGAGGAUAGUAGCUCUGAAAAUGAAUCUUCAUCUGAAUCCGAUUCAGAUGAAGAAAGCGAAUCGGAUGACAGUGACUCUGAUGAAAGUGAUUCGGAGGAAGAAAGUGAAUCCAAAAUGAAAAAAGGAGAGGUGGAAAAAGCUCCAGCUAAGGGAAAAACAACCCAAUCUGUAGAUAAAGACAAAGUUACCAAAUCAAAAUCUAAAAAGGAAGCGGAUAAAUCGAAAUCUAAAGAGAAACCGAUCAAAUACAAAUCCGAAGAGAAGGCGGUUAGAUUCGAAUCUAAAGAGAAAGCCGUUAGAUCAGAAUCUCAAGAGAAGCCGGUCAAAUCCAAAUCCAAAGAGGAAGCGGCCAAAUCCGAACAUAACAAGAAAGAGGCACAACCCGUAAACAAAUCAGAGAAAAACGAGAAAAAUGAAAAACCUUCCGAGAAUACAACAGUAAAAGACGAAAAGAAACACAAAAGACGUUCCAUUUUCCGCAGAUUUCGGAGAGGCAAAAAGAAAUGA
Molecule: messenger RNA, 873 nt
Organism: Dibothriocephalus latus
Lineage: Eukaryota; Metazoa; Platyhelminthes; Cestoda; Diphyllobothriidea; Diphyllobothriidae
Source: the annotation of a GenBank genome assembly